CGGCCUGUUGUCCUUAUUUCACGUUUCAUUUAUAUCCCUAAUCAGGCGGACGUUUUCCACGCGUAUCAAGUCGUGCGUGCAAACAAAGUUCCAGCGGAGAAUAUAAUUACCUUCGCUUACGACGACAUUGCAAACAAUCCCAAAAACCCUUUUCCAGGCAAGGUGUUCCAUGACUACGAGCACGAAGAUGUUUACAAGGGUGUGAUAAUUGACUACCGUGCAGAUGAAGUAACACCGGAUAACUUUCUGAAAGUAUUGAAAGGAGAUAAGGAUCUUGAAGCCAAGGGGAAGAAAUUGCUGAAAAGCGGACCUGAUGACAACGUUUUCAUUUUCUUCUCUGGCCACGGUUCCUAUCGCUCUAUCGGAUUCCCAAACGAUAUAGUAAGUUUAGUUAAUAUUGUCUACGUGACAACUUCAUCCAACGAAAAGGAAGACAGCUGGUCAACUUUUUGUAUGGACAAGCGAUUCGAUAUUUGUCUUGCGAACGAAUACACGUAUGCCUGGAUUACAGAUUCGGAAUACAAAGACAUGAAAAAGCGUUCUCUGGAUCAACAGUACGAGGAGGUAAAAAAGAGGACAACGCACAGCCACGUGAUGAAAUACGGUGAGAUGGGGAUGGGAAAACUCCCUGUUGGAAAAUUCCAGGGUCAUUAUGAUCUACUGAAAAAACGAAAUGAUAGGUCAAUUACGCCGAAUCCUGUAGAUAGUAAGCCCUCUUACCAGGCGCAGUUGUUUUCAAAGUCUCGGCGAUUGAUGGAGGCCGCAACCGAGGAUGAACAUGAAACCGCUUGGCGAAAGCUGCACCGUGCACUUCAGCUAGGCCACAUCGUUAAGGAAACGUUUCGCGAAAUCGUCAUGGAUGUAAGGACCCAACGUAAGCCAACGUUAAGGGGCUUGUCCAAGAGUGAUGCGCUCGUUUGCUUCGAGGCUUUAUUCGAUCAAUUCAAGACACGCUGCUUCACAGUUCAGCAGGUCCCCGAGGUAGCUCACCACACAGUUCAUCUUAUGGAACUGUGCAAGGCGAGUUACGAGGCCGAAACCCUUAUCGAGUCUGUCCACAACGUGUGCUCC
Messenger RNA from Opisthorchis viverrini, 1071 nucleotides. RefSeq lists its product as hypothetical. The transcript is spliced from 10 exons. Lineage: Eukaryota; Metazoa; Platyhelminthes; Trematoda; Opisthorchiida; Opisthorchiidae. Gene Ontology annotation, molecular function: cysteine-type endopeptidase activity. Gene Ontology annotation, biological process: vacuolar protein processing. The record is from RefSeq and is a predicted model, not a curated record. The annotation marks the transcript as partial.